UUUUUGCAUGCCGAUUUUUUUACCUCGAGGUUUAUCUUGGCUAGUUUUCCCAUCUGCACAGACAGAUCUGCGUGUUUCUUUUCUGUGUCUCUGCGAGGGUCUCUGAGAGGAAGGACAGUGACUUGGCCGGUGCCCUGGGCACGGGCCUGUAGGUUGCUACCAGUCUCUUACAUGACCGACAGCAGUGCCGUGAGCUCCCUUGGAUGUCUGUCCUUGCACAUCCCAAGGGUGUGCCAGCGUGGCCUAGUUUUCUGGGCAAGGAAAGGGCUCCAGGAGAGCCUCCCUCUGUCCAUUCAUGGACACGCUCCGUCUGCAGCUGUUCGAGGAGGAGCACGGCCAGAUGAGAUGGACCAAACCCCCACAGUGCGCUCCGAAUAUCUGGUCUCAGGGAUUCGAACUCCCCCCGUGAGGAGGAACAGCAAACUGGCCACCCUGGGCAGGAUCUUCAAACCCUGGAAAUGGAGGAAAAAGAAAAACGAAAAACUGAAGCAGACGACAUCCGCCUUGGAGAAGAAGAUGGCCGGCCGGCAAGGUCGGGAGGACCUCAUCAAGAAGGGGCUGCUGGAGAUGAUGGAGCAGGACGCUGAGAACAAAGCAUGCGGCCCUGAUGGAGGCCCCCGAGCUGCACAGAGCGAACCUUCCACACCCAAGCAGGAGCCGCUGACUUCGGAGGAAGCCCAGCCGGGAAGCCCGUUGGCCGCUGGGACAGACCAGGCGUCCCCAGAUGAGCCGCUGUCCUCAGACACCCAUCCGGACGAUGCAGCCAAGAUGUCAUCAGCAUCCGGAGGUGAAGAAGCAGAUGCUGGCGGCAGCCGUCCAUCUACCACAGACGAGCCCUCUCAAGCCUUAGCUGGGUCCGACUCCCAGAACAGUCCUCCCAGACCCUUCGAGAGGUCCAUGGGCCAGCUCCCCAGCCCCCCACUGCUGCCCACCCCACCACCCAAGACAGGCUCCAAAACCACAAAAAAUGUCACAGGCCAGGCUGCGCUCUUCCAGGGCUGUGGCGGGAAGAGUGCUGACCCUCCCCUCCGAGGACAGCUUUCUACACCCACGGGGUCUCCACAUCUCACCACCGUCCACCGGCCGCUGCCCCCCAGCCGCGUCAUUGAGGAGCUGCACAGGGCGCUGGCCACCAAGCACCGCCAGGACAGUUUCCAAGGAAGGGACAGUAAAGGGUCCCCGAAGAAGCGCAUGGACGUCCGGCUGUCCAGGACGUCCAGCAUGGAGCGGGGCAAGGAGCGGGAGGAGGCUUGGAGCUUUGACGGAGGCUCGGACGGCAAGCGGGCCACGGCUACGGAGUCCGAGGAGAACAAGGAGAACUUGAUCAUGAACUCUGAACUCAAGGACGACCUGCUUUUGUAUCAGGACGAAGAGGCGCUGAACGACUCCAUCAUCUCUGGAACCCUGCCGAGGAAGUGCAAGAAGGAGCUCUUGGCGGUGAAGCUAAGGAACCGGCCCAGCAAGCAGGAGCUGGAAGACCGCAACAUCUUCCCCCGGAGGACUGACGAAGAGAGGCAGGAGAUCCGGCAGCAGAUUGAGAUGAAGCUCUCCAAACGGCUGAGCCAGAGACCUGCCGUGGAGGAGCUGGAGAGGAGAAACAUCUUGAAACAAAGAAAUGAUCAGACAGAACAGGAAGAAAGAAGAGAAAUCAAGCAAAGACUGACGAGAAAGCUUAAUCAGAGACCCACAGUUGAUGAACUGAGAGACAGAAAAAUUCUGAUACGAUUCAGUGAUUAUGUGGAGGUGGCCAAAGCCCAGGACUAUGACAGACGGGCAGACAAACCCUGGACGAGACUGUCGGCGGCGGAUAAGGCAGCAAUUCGUAAAGAACUGAAUGAAUACAAAAGUAACGAAAUGGAGGUGCAUGCAUCAAGCAAGCAUUUGACAAGCUCUGCGUUGUGACGGAGAACGGUGAUGUGCGUCGCAGGGUCACCAGCCUGGGCUCUGGCCGAGGGACGUGUGACGCAGUGUAUCAGUACCAUGUGGAAAAGGCAUUUUUAUUCUGAACACGAUUAAUCUGAGAACUCUUUAAGUUCAUGUUCUACAAAAUGAUUUACUGUACUAUACUUUUUCUUUUUUAUAUAUAAUGUCUAACAAAAAAUACAGCUGCAGCAUUUUGAUUCCUGUUAAUUUUGUUCUUUAAUUAAAUGACUACUUAUUGCAGGAAAUUCACCUGGGCGUUACAUUUCUUGGGGUUGAGGGUGAGUUUUUUUUUUUUUAAGAAUAGGGAUCUCUGAAACAAGUCAAAUUUUAUUACUUUUGAGCCAUCAGAAGCCAAACACAUCAAAGAGAAUUCAAACUUUUUGUGUGUUUUGUAAAUUCUGUUAGUAUAUGUGGUUACUUGGAAAAUCAAAUUAUCCUUUUCAAGUUAAUUUAUGUAUCAUUGAGUAAUGAACCUGGAAAUAAGUAACAACUUGUUGAAAAAUUCUACCAAGAUGAAAAUUAUGCCCUCCUUAAGACUAUUUUUCAGUUAACAUUUGCAGACAUUAUUAAAAACUCUGUUACAAGAUGGAGUGGAGAUUAUAAAGAGGAAAUUUACCCCGGCAUAAAGGUAAAAAGUAAUCUUGACAAAAGAGAGAAAGUAAAUUAAAUAAAAAUAAAUGUUCCCUGAAGUAUAUUUUUACUUGGCCUUUGAGUAAGUGUGCUGGCUAAAAUAAGCCCUUUUUCCCGCCUUCCCUCUGGGUGCAUCGAGGCAAGGAGCACAGUGGAUGGAGCACGACCUUGGGAUCUCACAGAACCUGUGCCCAAAUCCCAGCUCUGCACCGUUCAGCAAGGUAUUUACUUCCUCUGCAGGAAGGUCUCUCUGUCUCACUGCUGCUAUAAUCUGUAAAUGAGAUAAAGGAGGUAAUGUGGCUCAGGUGCCUGGCACAUUCUCAGCAUCCAGUGACUGUCCUCCGCCAGUACGGUUGCCAGGUGGCCCUGGAGCAGCUGGAAGUCCCCUGUGACUUCUCACUGCACGGGCUGCCUCCUUGCUCUCCGUGACCUUCCUGUUCCGCCGCUUUAAGGCUGGAGUGGGUCAGGCGCCCCCGGGAAACUGCUCAACCCUUGUUGAGCACUUUGUCCUUAGGGACUUGUGAUUGGUCCUAGAUGCUAGCAAACAUACUGUUAGUUGAACUAGAGUGUUUUAUAAGAAAUCACUGUGCGGUAGAAAAACUCCAGCUCUACCUCUUACUUGCUGUGUAACUACUGUCUAUGAAUCGCUUGACUUCUCUGAGCCUCAAUUUCUGUGUCUGUGAGAUAAGAUGAUAUCUAAAUCC
Vicugna pacos (alpaca) is the source of this 3257-nucleotide messenger RNA. NCBI's taxonomy places the organism in Eukaryota, Metazoa, Chordata, Mammalia, Artiodactyla, Camelidae. The record is from RefSeq and is a predicted model, not a curated record.